AUGCAGGCACCGACGACGGAUACAUUCGAUGAUGACGACGAGGAGUCUUUUUUCGAAUCGCCCUAUGCCAGCGGACACUGGGACUGGUGUCAUAAGGAGAAUAAGCUUGUUUUCGUGAGCGAUAUUGCCUCGUUAUCAGCCAAGCCAACCUAUGUACCACCUGUGAUAGUAGGACCUAUCGAAUUUAGAGACAACUUAGACGUCUUGGAACAGCACAAAUUCAGAAAAAUUUUCCAAAGGAAAAUUGAUAAAGAAGACGAUGUGGUAACUUUACAGGAUAUAAAAGACCUAGUUCUAUACACUGCACCUACUGCUUUGUUAUCCCCCAUGAUGGUCAACGUUUUGCAUAAACCCACCACGGAACGCUUCCUACGCGCCCUCAUACUCUACUGCCAGUACUAUGGACAGAUUUCUGAUAUAAUGGCUAAACGGACAGAACAGAGGGAAACCAAAAUUUAUACGUGUACGAGUUACAAGACUGAAAUGAAGUUCUGUGAAAAUUUACAAGACCUACGCUUGCUCGUCACUAAAGAGUACAGUAGUAUGAUUCUCGGAGGUGCUGAUUUUCAAAACUUUCACCACAAGGGCAAACAAAAAAAAUUGACUUCCCUUUCAAGGCGAGAAGGAAGAUUAUUUGAAUCAUUGAUACGCCUCAGUGUCCAGAUAGUGUGGAUAGCAUUGGGUCGAAAACGGUAUAAUUUGAUCGAAAUUGAAGUAAAUCGGUUAUUCCGAUCAAGUAAAUUCAAUCUCGCAGCACAUCACGCAAAAAUAGAUACUGCAGCUAGAAUGUCGUUACGUGAACGGCAAGUCUUUUUCGGCAAAUGUUUACAACCUACCCAUAAACUGAAAAGCCACUCGCCUUUACUUAGUGAAUUUCAUUGCGACAGAGAAAUAGAUUACCGUCUCCUUGGACUUGGUGUAGUCAAAUAUCCAGAACUAAACCUUCGAUUACAAUACCUGGAAACUAUGCUGAUGACCGAGGAGUCGAAAUUAAAAGAAAUGAAGUUAUCAUUGGGCAUAAUGGGCCUGCCCCGAACGGGUUUCGAUGCCUUGUUACGAGGUGUUCAUUUACCAGGAAAUGCCAGCAAACGUCCCUCUGUGGCCAGCUUCCGACUAUCUGGGCCGAGAAUAAGUGCGAGGUCUUCAAGAACAAGUACGGACCAAAAACAGUUAAACACUAUUUUCAACUUGCAGCCAAAAACAUAUGGAGAUAUUGUUUUACCCGAUGGCGAUAUACAAACUGCUCCCCCUGACGCGUUUCCAUCUGAAAGACAACCGCCGCUGAUUAUCAAUCGCCAGCAACAUAAGAAAUGGUUAAACCGAUCGAAUCGCUUGGCAAGUAAAUUAGCUUCCAAGCGAUACAAAACGCUUCUAGGCAAACAAGGCACGCUUCUAGAUAAAGAAAAGGUUCACACCGAGGCGUAUAAAGAGUCAGGAGAGUCCGAGUCAGGAGAAGAAAGAACAAUGGAAGCCUUUCAGACAAAUGCAUUUCACUGCUCACAGCUCAAAUUUACUGUAGAACCCUGAAAAAUAUUUAAUACCUUAUCGGAAAAACCCAAAUUCAAUAACAUUACUCUACGCAAGUGUCCGUCAUCCCCGUCAUGGUUAUUUCUAAUUGACUCCUGUCUUGUACUUUAACCAUCCACGCAGAAUAUGUGAUGCUUCCAUUUUCAACGUAAGAAGGCAUGUUACAACAUGACAAGUAAAUGGCUACCUACUCAUAUUCUAUUCAGCAAUUAUUCUGUCAAAAGUAUAAAUAAUAUUUAUUCCGAAACCUUCAUAUUUCCACUGACUUUUAUAAAUGGUUUGAAGACUUUACGAUAUUGUAUGUA
This is a messenger RNA of Hyposmocoma kahamanoa, 1832 nucleotides long. RefSeq lists its product as uncharacterized. Gene Ontology annotation, biological process: negative regulation of phosphatase activity. Gene Ontology annotation, molecular function: phosphatase binding. NCBI's taxonomy places the organism in Eukaryota, Metazoa, Arthropoda, Insecta, Lepidoptera, Cosmopterigidae. The record is from RefSeq and is a predicted model, not a curated record. The coding region runs from base 1 to 1527 and encodes 508 amino acids. The transcript is spliced from 10 exons.